GCCCACAGCGUGAGCCAAAAAGGUGACGUUGCAAGAUAAACAAAAGGGGAAAAAAAAGAAAAACUCUGGGAAACGUCGGGGCUGCUGCAAGAGUCGUCUGUAUUCCGACUUUGUGCAACACCGUGAGUCCAAAAUGCAGUCUUCCAAACGCAGUGAGAGUGACUGGCAGGGGCUGGUCAGUGAGUUCCUGGUGUGUAAGCGCAAACUGGAGAGCAAGAAAGAGGCCCUGCUUAUUUUAUCCAAAGAGCUGGACACCUGCCAACAAGAGAGAGACCAGUACAAGCUGAUGGCCAACCAGCUGAGAGAACGCCACCAAGGGCUCAAAAAGAAGUACAGAGAACUUAUUGAUGGUGAUCCGUCUCUGCCACCUGAAAAACGAAAUCAAGUGAACUUGGCACAGCUUUUGAGAGACUCGAGGGAAAAAGUAAAGCAGCUCGGAGAGGAGGUUAAGGAGCUGACGCAGAGGCUUUCAGAGGCCCAGGGGGACAACAAGCUUCUCAGGAUGACUAUAACUCGUCAAAGACUUGGUGAUGAGGACGUGGGAACGCGCCACUUCCCUGCACAUGAGCGUGAAGAUCUGGUUCAGCGGCUUGAGAGAGCAGGACUGCAGAUGGAGGAGAUGGAAAACAAUGUAAAAGCACUGACAGAUGAGCUGCAGGAUGUAAAGGCAGAACGCAAUGUGUACCGGGACAAGGCCAAGAGACUUAACACAGAACUCAAUCACAUUUUAGGCAACAAUGAAGCGCGCCUUAUUGACGUGGAUGCCCUCUGUAUGGAGAACAGAUAUUUGCAAGACCGUUUUAACCAAGUCCAGGAGGAAGUAAGUUUGCUGAAAUCAAACAUCAUGAAGUACAAGACUGCUCUUGAGAGAAGAAAAAACAACUCAUAUGGGAAAGGCAAUAACGCUCCUCUCACUGGUGUCCUCUCUGCUAAACAAGUACAGGAGAUGCUUCUGGAGGAACAGGGCUGCAGUCUACCAGCCACACCGCAGUCCAUCUCUGACCUGAAGUCCCUGGCCACGGCUCUGCUGGAGACCAUUCACGAGAAGAACCUGGUCAUCCAACACCAAAGACACACCAAUAGGAUACUGGGGAACCGUGUGGCCGAUUUAGAAAAGAAGUUAAAAACACUGGAAGUAUCAGGUCUUUGGAGUCUUCCAGGAGCACAAGACAAUAUGGCAGUGAAGGAGCGUCUGCAACCAGAGCUCCGUCCUACACGUGUCACAUCACAGCCAAACAUGAUGUCACCCAAAGCGGUGCCAGACAGCAGAAGCAUACAUGAAUCAUCAUGGGAGUGCCACACCGCUGGCAGCGACCUUGGCACAGAUGGCGUCAGCAGAGAAGACACACCUGCACUGCUCAGCAGCCUGGGUCCUCUCGUGGGGCUGGAGAUGAAUGGGAUUGACAGGACAGAGGGAGACAUGACCCUGACUGAAGAGGGAGCCCUGGUGGAUCUGGCUGAGGGGCGGAGUCCUGUGGAGGAGGCGGGGCAUGAGGAAGAAGCAGAUGAUGAAGAACUGUGCUCCACUGUCGAGGAGGGGGAGGAGGCGGCUUUGGCUCUGGAUGCCCCACCCUCUGAACCAGACCUUUCAUGGCUCUCAAUUAGGCCGUCGUCAGGUGAUCACUGUACGGUACAUCAUGUGAACGGCUCUAACCAGGAUCAUGAAUCUGAUCAUGGAUCUUACCAGGACCCUGAGUCUAACCAUGAGCCCCAGUCUCCCCCUGAGCCUGUAACUUGUGUGCAGAGCUCAGAAUCAGCCCCAGAGAGGCAGAGUGCAGAUGUGUCAAAUGCUGCCAACUGGGACAUUCAGACUGGAUCAGCACAGACUGACACCUGUCACGCUGAAAACCUGGCCUAAUCUGACAUCGAUCAAAGACUUUGGAAGGUUAUUUAAAUCCUUGUGGGUGACAUCCUUAUUGAUGACUGCAUUCAUCACUUGUAGUCACAUUCCUAAAACGUAGCAGAACUCGCUCACUUCCAGCCAGCAGCUCUCUCUAGUCAAUAAAACAGAGAAAACACUUUUACAGCCACCACUGACAGAGCCUGAGGUGCACUUUAUCCACACAGGCUUGUUGCUCUGUGAGAACAGGCAAUCUAGAAAUCAAUGGAGUUGCAAACUUGAUGCCCUACAGAAAGAAUUUAGCUACAAAAAUAACAAAUACUGAAACCUGAACUCUUGCGCCCCAAACUCCCUGCUCUCCCUCCUGCUCUCCCUCCCCUGUGAACAGAAAGUCCCUGUUGUUUGCUUUGCUCUUCCAAAGGGGCUUAUGUGCAAUGAGGACCUUGUUCUUUCAAUAGUAAUAAUUGCAGUGCAUAUUAUGUAUGUUCUGAAAGCGGCAUGUACAAACAUGUAAAUGAGUCAUUUAAAAUAUGUAUUUGACUGAAAAAGAUUUACCCAGAAGAAAGAUAAUGCCAAGAGACUGACAACAUGUGCCUUAUCAAGAAAGCAUCUUGUACUAAUUUAUAAACUCUAACUUAAACUAA
Boleophthalmus pectinirostris (great blue-spotted mudskipper) is the source of this 2484-nucleotide messenger RNA. It is a transcript of the gene ccdc149a, whose product is annotated as coiled-coil domain containing 149a. The transcript has 12 exons. Lineage: Eukaryota; Metazoa; Chordata; Actinopteri; Gobiiformes; Gobiidae. Bases 134 to 1858 code for a protein of 574 amino acids. The record is from RefSeq and is a predicted model, not a curated record.